AUGACAGUUACAAUUACAACAGACUCUUCUCUGACUUUUAAUAAGCAAGUCAACAGCGUUGUCAAGGGAAGUUUUUACCAACUUAGGACAAUAGCAAAGCUCAAGUCUUCUCUCUCCUACAGUGAUUUAGAAAUCCUUAUACAUGCCUUUAUUUCCUCUAGGCUUGAUUAUUGCAACUCACUGUAUGUAGGUGUAACUAAAUCUACUCUAAACAGACUCCAGCUGGUCCAAAAUGCCGCAGCCAGAUUACUGACUGGAUCUAAGAAACGUGACCACAUUUCACCUGUGUUGGCUAAACUGCACUGGCUUCCUGUGGAACAAAGAAUUAAUUUCAAAAUUCUUUUGUUUGUUUUCAAAGCUUUACAUGGUUUAGCACCUCAGUAUUUAUGUGAUCUUUUAAUUCCUUACUGUCCUCCUAGACCUCUUCGAUCAUCUUCCCAGUGUCUUCUUUGUGUUCCUUCUGCCUCUCUUAAAUCCAAAGGUGACAGAGCUUUCUCUGUCUAUGCUCCCCAGCUUUGGAAUAGCCUUCCUGAUGUUGUGAAAUCCUCCCCCACUAUUAGUAGUUUUAAAUCUAACCUAAAGACCUACCUCUUCUCCCUAGCUUUUAACACUCCCUGA
Alosa sapidissima (American shad) is the source of this 618-nucleotide messenger RNA. RefSeq lists its product as uncharacterized. The record is from RefSeq and is a predicted model, not a curated record. Lineage: Eukaryota; Metazoa; Chordata; Actinopteri; Clupeiformes; Clupeidae. The transcript has a single exon. Bases 1 to 618 code for a protein of 205 amino acids.